Syngnathoides biaculeatus (alligator pipefish) is the source of this 1850-nucleotide messenger RNA. RefSeq names its product ferredoxin reductase (gene fdxr). Gene Ontology annotation, cellular component: mitochondrion. The record is from RefSeq and is a predicted model, not a curated record. The transcript has 12 exons. NCBI's taxonomy places the organism in Eukaryota, Metazoa, Chordata, Actinopteri, Syngnathiformes, Syngnathidae. Bases 290 to 1759 code for a protein of 489 amino acids. Gene Ontology annotation, biological process: ubiquinone biosynthetic process.
UUUCUACCGGACUAUUUAAGGUGAUACACAGCAUCGGCGUGUGAGAUAAAUUGAUGCUGUUUUCAUAAUGUGACGAAGUUAAUAAAUGUUUCAUUAAAAGGUGGUGGCGCUGUGCCUUAUCUACAUCAGUAACCAAGUGUAGUGGAGCAAACCGACCGAGAGAGAAAAAAAUCAGACCUUGGCUUUUGGUCUCGGUCCCCGUCGUCAUUCCAAAAUCGAGGAGGAUGCGAUGUUGAGCUCCAUAAACAGUAACGCUUUUGUUUAAAAUCAACAUUGUCUACUGCAAGCCAUGUGUGCUUUUAAAAGACUGUUUACUGGUGUCACAUUGUGGACGUGGAGAAGGAGUAGAUGGAUAAGUAGACACGGAAAGGCAGUAUUUUCCUCUUGCAAGCCUAAGGUGUGCGUUGUUGGCAGUGGACCAGCAGGUUUUUACACAGCACAGCACUUGAUCAAGGGCCGUCAUGACGUUGAGGUGGAUAUUUACGAGCGACUCCCAGUCCCUUUUGGCCUCGUUAGGUUCGGGGUCGCCCCGGAUCAUCCUGAAGUGAAGAACGUCAUAAACACAUUCACGCAGACUGCCAAACAUGCACGCUGUAAUUUCUACGGAAACGUGGACGUUGGCAAGGAUGUGAGCGUUCAGGAGCUGCAGCAAGCGUACCAUGCAGUAAUACUCAGUUAUGGAGCAGAAGGAAACAGGAGGAUGGGAAUACCUGGAGAAGACCUGGCUGGUGUUUAUUCUGCCAAAGACUUUGUGGGCUGGUACAAUGGACUGCCAAGCUGCCGAGAGCUGAGCCCCAACCUGAGUUGUGAAACUGCAGUCAUUCUGGGACAGGGCAAUGUGGCUUUGGACGUCGCAAGAAUAUUACUAUCACCUACUGACAUUUUAAAGAACACAGACAUCACUCAGCCUGCCCUUGAAGCUCUGAUGGAGAGCAAAGUCCGCAGGGUGCUUAUUGUAGGCAGGAGAGGACCCCUGCAGAUUGCCUGUACUAUCAAGGAGCUUCGAGAAAUGGUGACACUACCCGGCACCAGACCUGAGAUGAUGCCGGCUGAUUUUGAGGGCGUCCUCGAAGCUCUUCCAGAUUUACCAAGACCAAGAAAACGUCUCACAGAGUUGAUGUUAAAGGCAGCUGUCAAGCUUCCACUGGAAGAAGAACAGGAAAGACGACGCAAAUCCUCGCGCAGUUGGGGUCUUCGCUUCUUCCGGAGCCCCGUUCUAGUCCUUCCCAGUCCUGAUGGCACAAGGACAGCUGGCAUCAGACUUGCAGUCAACAAACUGCAGGGUUCGGGUGAGGCUGCUCGUGCGGUGCUCACUGGCAACGUAGAGGAUGUGACCUGUGGCCUUGUCAUUAGCAGCAUUGGCUACAAGAGUCUUCUCAUUGACCCAUCAGUGCCCUUUGACUCUGGCAAAGCAAUAGUCCCGAACCAAAUGGGCCGCGUUCAGCAAUCUCCAGGUCUGUACUGUAGCGGCUGGCUUAAGACAGGCCCAACUGGCGUGAUCGCCACCACUUUGAAUAAUAGCUUUGACACUGCAAGAUCCUUAAUGGAAGACAUGGAUGCAGGGAAGUUGGAUACGUCUGCUGCAAAAUCCGGGUCGCAAAGUAUUAGAAAGCUACUUGAAACGAGAGGAGUGAAGCCUGUGAUCUUCUCAGAUUGGGAAAAGAUUGACGAUGUGGAGAUGAGAAUGGGUGAAUCAGUGGGAAAACCCAGAGAAAAGCUGCUGACUGUGGAAAAAAUGCUUCAGGUGGCAUGGGAAUGAUCUUCACAGCCAAUUUUACUAAACUGUGAAGGGGCAUUCGUGCCACCAGUGUAGAACAUUGUGUCAGAAAUAAAAAGCCUUGAACACAUCA